AUGACCCCGUCCACAGCUCUGAUAGUCCUCCUCUCCACAGUCCUGGGACACGCAGUUAGAAUUCUUCUUUCACCCUCUUCAGGAUCGGCAGUGAGCCCGGUGGUGACCUUCACCCCAAACUGGAAGAAGAUCUUCAUAGGAGAGUCUAUGACAAUGACGUGUGAUGUUGGGUCUACUGGAGGAGGAGAUCUGACCUACACCUGGAUCAAAGAUGGUAAAUGGGUCAUCCAUACAGGAAGAACCUUCACCAUUACAUCUGCAGCACCUGAGUUUAGCGGAGACUACAGCUGCCGGGCCGAGCUGUUUGUAAAACCAACAAUCAUUGGAAUCCAAUAUCCGGAGGUAGAAGGAGAUCACAUGACCCUGACAUGUGACACGAGUCUCAGUCCGCUCAGACCGCGGACACAACUCCAAUUUGCUUUCUACAGAGAUGGACGGAAGGUUCAGGAAUUCGGUUCCCCCAAUCAAUAUGGAGUCCAGUCCGCUCAGCUGGAGGAUUCUGGGAGUUAUUCCUGUGACGUGAGAACUUCUGAUGGCAAAGUGAGGAACAGUAGUCACUUCCUCCCGAUUGUGAUAAAAGAGCUGUUUUCCACCCCGGUGCUAAAUGUAAGCGCUACUGAAGUCUUAGAAGAUGACAGCAUGACCCUGACAUGUGACACGAGUCUCAGUCCGCUCAGAACGGGGACACAACUCCAAUUUGCUUUCUACAGAGAUGGACGGAAUGUUCAGGAAUUCGGUUCCUCCCAUCAAUAUGGAGUCCAGUCCGCUCAGCUGGGGGAUUCUGGGAGUUAUUCCUGUGAAGUGAGAUCUUCGAAUGGCAAGGUGAGGAAAAGUAGUCACUUCACCCCGAUUGUGAUAAAAGGGAAAAGUCGUACAGACAACACACCGAUCAUCAUGGCGGCUCUUCUGGUCUCACUCCUGGUUGCCGCUUUCCUGCUCUUCAUGUACAGACACAAGCUGCACCGGUGUCCACAUCAACGAAGAGGACGGCAACCUCAGAUUCCCCCAACACACAUACCGCUGAUCCAUCGGGCCGCAAUGUUCCAGUUUUGUGUCAUCGCUCCGCAGAACAGAAUCCCGAAACUUCUCCGUCUUAUUUAUAUGAUUUGGAGGAUAUUGGAGGCUCAGGCAACUUCUCUUGUGGUUUUGGGGUCAGUGGUGGUGACGUCUCGGAGUUCCGGCAUGGAAACCUUCUAUGUUUAG
Nanorana parkeri is the source of this 1203-nucleotide messenger RNA. RefSeq names its product high affinity immunoglobulin gamma Fc receptor I-like. Gene Ontology annotation, molecular function: transmembrane signaling receptor activity. Lineage: Eukaryota; Metazoa; Chordata; Amphibia; Anura; Dicroglossidae. The transcript has 7 exons. Gene Ontology annotation, biological process: cell surface receptor signaling pathway. Bases 1 to 1203 code for a protein of 400 amino acids. The record is from RefSeq and is a predicted model, not a curated record.